AUGAAAUCCACUACAGUUGCUAGCCUUCUUGCAUUAUCGCUCCCUGCCGUAUUGGCCACAAACCAUACAUUAUGUUAUAACUACUUUAUGAAAAAGGAUGGGUGUGUUUUCUCUGCUGCAGCGCCUGAUCAAAGAUGCCCAGCUCCCCCUAAAGAGCACACCACUCCAGUCUCAGCAUUUGAGCUUCAAUCUGGUCCCAACUUGGUCAAGCGUAGUGAACCUCGCCGCUUAGAGCGCCGAUAUGACACCACCAGACCGAGCUUUGCGGUCGCCGGUGGCGAAGGUAUAUGUGGCUUUUACAAUUCUACCAGCGAGCCCGGUGUCUGUCUCUGGAGUGGCCCAGAGCAAAUUUCCCCAACUGUAGAAACAGCUGGAUGGCUUAAUGGUGCUAAGACCUCUAACUGCGGCAAACGAGUGUAUAUCCAAAGAAAAGGGCAGCCCAACACAGUUCAGUUUGUGAAGGUUCUUGAUGGAUGCAGCUUUGGGACCACACAGCCUGAUCCAGGAUGCUUUGACAUUGCCCUCACUAUUGCGCUCUUCAACAAAUUUAAACCCACUCCUCAAGAAGAGAAAGAUGGACUCUUGUAUGGGGGAAUCACCUGGGAUUUCGAUAACCUUGAAGGUACCCACACCCAACAGGCCCCUGUCUGA
Molecule: messenger RNA, 651 nt
Organism: Puccinia graminis f. sp. tritici CRL 75-36-700-3
Lineage: Eukaryota; Fungi; Basidiomycota; Pucciniomycetes; Pucciniales; Pucciniaceae
Exons: 9
Coding region: 1-651 (216 amino acids)
Source: RefSeq, a predicted model, not a curated record